AAGUCAUCAUUUCCUUCUAAUGGAGUUUUGCCUCAUACCCUGUUUGAGUCUGUCUCCCCCGUCGGCAUUAUCACCCUGACAUCCAGCCCUAACACUCAAUGAAACACUGAUUCAAAAAACUUCUCAACAAUGGACAACUGUUCUGUUCUUCAUGUGCUCCUCAUGAUCUUCAUCGUGCCUGGCUGGCUUGGGGGUGACACUUUUAUCUCAAGAAAACAGCAAGAGACCCGUUCGAGUAAAGCCUCUCGUGGGUCACAUCUGAGAGUGAAACGUGGCUGGAUUUGGAGCCAAAUAUUUGUUGAAGAAGAAGAUCCAACACCAAGGAAGAUUGGUCAGCUGAAAUCAGAUUACGACACAGGCGACUUUUCUAUCAAGUACAUCUUAUCAGGUGAAGGAGCUGGUGAGAUAUUCAUCAUUGAUGAGUACACAGGUGACCUUCACUCAUUACAGUGUCUGGAUCGCGAGCUGAAGUCCUUCUACUUACUGCAAGCCCAGGCCAUCAACCGCAGAUCCAAACAGCCUGUUGAACCUGAAUCUGAGUUUAUUAUUAAAGUCCAGGACAUCAAUGACAAUGCUCCAGAAUUUAUCAAUGAGCCUUACAUAUCCAGCAUCCCAGAGAUGUGUCCCACAGGGACCACAGUUAUCCAGGUAACAGCCACAGAUGCAGAUGACCCUUUGUUUGGGAACAAUGCUAAACUCAUCUAUUCAAUCCUGCAGGGGGAGCCCUACUUCUCAGUGGAACCCAAAACAGGUAUAAUUGUGACAUCAUGGUCUAAUAUGGACAGAGAAGCCAGGGAGGUAUAUCUGGUUGUGGUUCAGGUGAAAGAUAUGCUGGGACUUGACGGAGGCUACAGUGCCACAACCACCGUGACCAUCAGCCUAAUGGAUGUCAAUGACAACGGACCCACUUUCCAGCACAAUUUGUACACAUUUGCUAUAUCAGAGUCAGCCCCAGUGGGCACCACAGUGGGGAGAAUAAUGGCAGAUGACAGUGAUGUUGGUCUGAACGCUAAAAUGAACUACAGCUUAGAGGAUCUCGAGGAGAGCAGCACCUUCACAAUCCAGACGGACCCUGACACUCAAGAGGGGAUUGUCAUACUGGAUCAGCCACUGGAUUUUGAGAGCAAGAGGCGGUUUGUCAUUGUUGCAGAGGCCAUCAAUGAAAACAUAGACACACGUUUUUUAAGUGCAUAUGAGUUUCAAGACAGGACAACACUCAAAAUUACUGUGACAAAUGUGGACGAACCACCCAUCUUUUCUGAAACACUUUAUAGCUGGAAAGUUCUAGAAAGCGCCCAAAUUGGCACUCAAGUCGGUACAAUCUAUGCUAGAGACACAGACACCACCAACAACCCCUUAAGAUACAGCAUUUCAAAGAGCAGUGACACACGACAGAUAUUCAGAAUUGAUCCUAGUAAUGGGACAGUGUAUGUGGCCGAACAUUUGGAUCGAGAAACAGCUGCCUGGUACAACUUGACCAUCAACGCCAGAGAGAUCAGAGAUGACCAGCUGUCCUCCUCUGUGUCUUUACUCAUCUCUGUCCUGGAUGUCAAUGACAAUGUGCCUACCCUUUCACAAGACUACCAGCCCUAUGUAUGUGAGGACACACAGGCAGGAGAGCUAAUUGAGUUGAUCAGUGCCACUGAUGCAGAUGAUCCUGUAGAUGGCCAUCAUUUCUAUUUCUCCAUGAUCCCAGACAAACACAUCAAUCCCAACUUCACCAUCAGAGACAACCAAGAUAACACAGCUAGCAUUCUGGCACGGCGGAGCACCUUCACCCAACAUGACCGCACACACUAUUAUCUUCCAGUGGUGAUCAGAGACAGCGGAUCCCCCAUUCUGUCCAGCACCACCACUCUCACCAUCAGGGUGUGUGUGUGCCAGCCGAACGGUCACUGUCCAUCAGCUGGUGUUGAAGCCCAGGCGCUCGCCCUGGAUCUCAACAUGCAGAUUCUACUGGGCCUGUCUGUUUGCCUCAUCACUCUUGCAGUGCUAUCCACGUUAAUUCUUGCUGUGCGAAAAUACAAGACAGUACGGCAGGAGAAAAUAGCAACACAAGAGCUGGAAACAGAAGAGUUCUCUGAGAAAAUCUUGAGUUUUACAGUGCCAGAGACACAGUCCAACCAAACAGUUUCUCUUCGGCAUCCGCACCGGCGAGAGCGUAAGCUCUGUCGAGAACACGUCACCAGCAGUAUCCGCAUGUCUCUACGUCACUCUCACCUCAUAGGACCAGAGGACGGGGUCUUUCAACAGUUUAUUAUGGAUCGUCUGGCUGAGGCAGAUGAAGACCCCUACGUCCCACCCUUUGACUGUCUGCACACAUAUGCGUUUGAGGGGACGGGGUCGGUCUCGGGGUCACUGAGCUCGCUGGAGUCUGAGGUCAUGGGGUCACUGAGCUCGCUGGAGUCUGACGCAUCCGACCCUUGCAUGAGUCAAACUCGUGAUUCGGGGCCACAGCUCUUAAGGCUCUCACCAUGGCUGGGAGCAGCAGAUGAUGACACCUUAUUCUGACCUGACGACAAAUAGCUAUUCUCACUGUGGCUUUUAUGAUCAUACCUACAAAUCUGGAGUGACUGAACUGAACUUUUAGGGGUCAAAACUAAGAAGGAUCUUGAACCCUGUUCUUCUUCUACUACUACUUUUGAGACUCUUUGGGCAUCAGACAAUGUAUAUUGCAGAGACCCUAAAAUUGGAAUGAUGGUCCUAUAUGGCACUAAUACACAUGUGUACAUCCACACAUCCAUCCAUUAGGUAACAUUAUAAUAAUAAUAAUUGAAUUUAUAUUUUUAUCUCAAGAGAAGCACUAGCGACUGAUGGUAAAGCGUUGUAGAUUUUUUAGUGCUCUUGUUAACGUGCCCACCUCUCAUGCCGGUUUGAAUCCUGCUAUGUGCGGUUGAGAGUUAAGUCCGCCACUAAAAAAAAUAAAAUAAAAGUUGUACUGUCCUACAUGCAGAACCCGAUUUCACCAAGUUUAACAUGUUCCUGGAACAACAUUUCAAUACAACCAAUAAGAUUUGAGGGACAAGUUUAAAGGUGCAGUGUGGGAUUU
Pimephales promelas (fathead minnow) is the source of this 3049-nucleotide messenger RNA. RefSeq names its product cadherin 19, type 2 (gene cdh19). The record is from RefSeq and is a predicted model, not a curated record. Gene Ontology annotation, biological process: multicellular organism development; cell migration; cell-cell junction assembly. Gene Ontology annotation, cellular component: plasma membrane; catenin complex; adherens junction. Lineage: Eukaryota; Metazoa; Chordata; Actinopteri; Cypriniformes; Leuciscidae. Gene Ontology annotation, molecular function: cadherin binding; calcium ion binding; beta-catenin binding.